GUCCGGUCCGACCGCACGGCUUAUCUGCGCGCGCAUGCGCGCUGCUCAAUGGCGAUCGCCAGUCGUGUGGAUCCGUUUGUGUGCGCGGUGCUGGUCCUACGCGGCUAUCUCGGCGGACAAUCGUCGAUCCGAGGAACCCGGUCCACCGGGAAACCGCGAGCGCGACGACCAGGGGUCGAGCUCGAUUCUCGUCGAAGGCGUUCAGCGCACAGCCGGCAAGACGAAGCUUAAAAUGCCACUGAGCACAAGUUCGAAGAAGUCAUUAUGCGUACUGCCUGAAGAUGUUCACGAGAGAAAAAGCAAUCAUGCUGCCCUCACACCAUUGGAAGAUAUGUCUGCAGGACGAGGGCAAGCAGGUGGAGGGCCUCCUCAGAAUUGUCAGAAGGUUUUUAUACAGCGUGACUACAGCGAAGGAACAAUGGUUAAGUUUCAAACACGAUUUCCAACAGAAUUGGAAAGUAGGCUGGAUAGACAAUUGUUCGAGUACACCAUCAAUCAGUUGAACAAUUAUUUCGCGGAAGCGGAGCGUGCGAGCUGUUCCACUUACUGCGAGAGCUGUCUAUACUGUCUCACGGGUUAUCUGAUAAGCAUAUGCACCGAGACGCACUAUGAAAAAUGUCUACGCAAAGUCGCCAAAUUUGUCAGCGAGCAGAAUGAUCGGGUGUACAAGCCGCGCGGCCUCCUACUGACAGAUCCAACGACCCGCGGACUUAGGCUAAUAGAGAUCUCGGUACUGGAUAGACCUGCGUCGUGACUGCAUAUUAGCCGAUCCAGGGAGUUCUUCAUGUGACCCCCGCGCAGCACUCUGGACAUUACCUCGUUAGAAUCACGGACAUGCACGCGCUCGUGAGUGCCUGUCGGCACGAUUACGAGGCAUAUCGGUUGGUUUGAGCCGGUUACGCAGUGUGCAGGAACCCUGCGCGAGGCUGAAGGGAAUCAGUUUUACAUCAACGAUGAUAUCUUGCAGGCCGUAGGUCGCUCAGGUGUAUCUUGUACGAUUAAUCUUGCCGAAUAUGCGCGAAUGAGCUGAAACUCUCUUGUUAUCGGGUCAAACUUAGUCGUACUUAGCCCUAAAAAGUAAAAUAUCGUAAAUAACGAUAAAAUACGUGCGUCGAAAUUCGCAGGAAACGGAGAUAUGUAUUACAGAGGCAAAUAAUUCGUCGGAGAUUUUGUUGUCGUAGAUUUACUUGUCAAUCUAAUUAUAAUAACAAGCUUACACAAAGUUGGCCUAAUUGCGACGAGAGAGUCUCACGUUCAUUGGCGUUCGUGGUGUCUCGAUCCUAAAGUGGCAGCUUCUCAAAGGCGAGAAAGAGCAUGCAUCGAAGCGCGUGGAUGUGUAACGAAACCGUGGCACUUCUAUAAGUUCAAUUUUCUAUAUGCGUACAGAACAUGUAACAUACGAAAGUAUAUAUGAAGUAUAUGUGGCGAAUCAAGGAUUGCGGAGAAGGAAAAUAAAAUCGUAAAUGUGAUUUAAAUAAUCGAAUUGUUUACCGCGAGCCACUACGUUGAUUCGUCAUGUAUACGAUGGGGUCUACAUAUUUUUUUACUGUUCAUUUAUGACUUUAUCGUAUCAUCUGCAUUUAAUUAAUGAGACGUGAAUGAAAAAUGCGUGUUUGCGUGAAUUAUUUAGCGAAAAGAUGGCAUUCGAUUUUAAUCGUCUAUGAUACGUGCGUUUUGUUCAGAGAGAUUCCACCGAAAAACCUAACCGAAAACUUUAAUGAAUUUCGUUCUCGAUGAACGCUCAAACGAAUGAGAUUCCGAAUUCUUCUAUCUUCCGCGAUAUAUCUUCCAUUGCGCUUAUGUGUCCGCGUGCAAAAACAAAAAAAAAACAAGUAAUUUCGCAUAUUUACGUAUAUACAUCGGUUGUGGUGUUUCGGCGCGAAAAAUGUCUCUCGACAACAAAAGAAAAUAGAAUUCGAUCGAAAUUACUAACACAAGCACUCGUUGCGCUAUAAAGAAACCCGAGGAUUGGCUUUAAAAAAAUGCAUAAACACAGUGAUACAAGAGAUAGAUUACGAAUUCAAAUCGAUUGGCAUUGUGAUCAAGGAUAAGCCGAAACCAUUUGCUAUGCUACAUGAAAAAUUUCUUACGUCACUUUAGUACGCUCUCUUAGUGAAAACUGGAACGCCCGUUGGCUAUCGUCGCCGAUCUCUGUUCGUGAGUCCUCGAGAUCUGCUCGCGAUACACUGGAUAUUUUCUCUACUCUGUUAAUUAGUUGUAAAUGAUGAUCUCAAACGAUACAACGACGCAACACCAUGUCUACAUUUACUUUUUCUUACUCGCACUUUGGGAGCCUAAAGUGUCGCAAUAAGUCAGGAACAACACACUUUUUUUGCAUAGCAUCACUUUGUCAGGUAUUGACAUAAAUCGCGAACGUGUUGAACCAAGUUUAGAUUACGAUUUUCGAUUUAUGAUAUAUACUUAUCGCGGUAUUUCGCAUACAAAUGGUGAACGAUCUCUUUCAUUCUUGAUCACAAUGCUGCGGAGCGCCUGUUCGACGUUGUAAUGCGACGUAUUGCUAAAAGAAUCUUGCCAAAUCAGCGUGUCACUGCCUCGGCGUACGAUAUCCUAGUGUGGACGAACGGAUAGAAAAAAAAAUCCUUGUACAAGCUAGAGAAAAUUGAAGAGAGAAAGAGAAAGAGAAAUGACUGAAGGAAAUCUGCCAAUUUUCUCAAACGAAAGAAAGAUGAUUUUUGAAACAGGAAGUGACAUUAGGGAAAGGAUUUUUUUUGUUAUCCAAUUCUUUUGCACGUCGCAAUAUCACGUACACGGUGCUCUGAUUACAUGCAACAUGCGCAUGUUUGUGCAUAUAAUGUAUAUAUAGCGGAUUAAUCGUCGACACACGAAGAGUAUAAAAGAAAAGGAAGCAAAUCGUUUGUUAUACUUAAUUUAAUUUAGUAGGACCAAUAUUGGAUUGAUGAUCCGUAAAUUGUAAAGGACACCAUCGUGUUACGAGUGUAAUUUCUAAAUGUUUUAAUAAUUAAACCGGCGUAAGAGCUCGUAUAUCUUG
This is a messenger RNA of Nylanderia fulva, 3010 nucleotides long. RefSeq names its product golgin subfamily A member 7. Gene Ontology annotation, biological process: protein targeting to membrane; peptidyl-L-cysteine S-palmitoylation. The record is from RefSeq and is a predicted model, not a curated record. Gene Ontology annotation, cellular component: palmitoyltransferase complex. Lineage: Eukaryota; Metazoa; Arthropoda; Insecta; Hymenoptera; Formicidae.